UGUCUACCGGAAGCUCCAUCCUUCUCCCAGUACUGCCACUGGUAUACUGGAAAAUCCAUCCUUCUCCCAGGACUGUCACCUGUUUACUGGAAAAUCCAUCUUUCUCCCUGGACUGCCACCUGUCUACAGGGAUUUUCAUAAUUCUCCUAGGACUGCCACCUCUCUUCUGGAAUAUCCAUCCUUCUCCUAAGACUUCAAAUUGUCCUUCCCAAAGACUCGCUGUCUCCUGCCACCAUGGUUGGCCUUCCUGUAUAAGUUCUGCCAGGAGCAUUCGCAUUGUUCACUCUUCUGACAAGAGCAUCCUCAGUCAGUUCUACUUGUACCACAGUGCCCUCUGUGAUGGGUGGUAACAGCGUGAAGAAUGCCUCGGACGUUCACAGCGAUCCUGCCAUGGGUCCGGUGUCACCAUCACACUAUAAGACUCAUCAGUCCCCAACAGCCUCUCCCACACGGGACAUGUUCUACACCCCCAUAAGCAGCCCUGACACACGGCCCACUCCCAUGGACACAGGCCCUCCCCCUGAGGAAUCAAACCCCCUGCAAGAUGAGACUAGAAGUGUGGAUAGCUGGGGGGCCCUCUUUGGCAGAGCAAUGAAGAGGAUCCAAAGAGCAGCAUGUGCUUUGGACGAGAUGCACGGUCAACUGCAGGGCCUUCUGACUCCUGGAAGCAGCACCGAGGGGCCCCGAAUUCUGGAUUCAGCUCUUGGUUGGGAGGCUCGACUGACAGAAGUGAGAAAAGACCUGAAGGGAGGCCUGCGAGAACUGGGCGACCUAAGGAGACAGUACGAGGCACUGAGUGCAGGUUCAGGAAAGGAGAACACGAAGCCCACCGACAUUCAGGCAUACAUCAGAGCACUGGAAUCUGAGGAGAGAGUAGAGCGGGAACGACUGCGGGAUCGGGUCUAUCAAUUAGAGAAAGAAAAUGUGAAGUCAACAGAGAGAAUCAUCGAGCUCCAGGGUGAAGUACAAGACCUCAACAUGCUGCAGUCAGAUCUCCGCACGGCUGUCUCUGUAGCUGAGAGAUUCAGAGAGGAGGCCCAAGAGAAAUUGGAGAAAUGUGAGCAAGAGAACAAAAAACUGAGAAGCAAGGGGUCUGACUCUGUGGAUUGGGCAGAGAAUUCCACUAUCAAUGGUUCACUCAUGGCAUAUCGCAGCCUUCCACGAGGUGUCAUCCUGUCCUCCAUGAGGGAGCCCAUAGUAAAAUCCAGCAGCCUCAUGAGUGUGCCUCCCAGCAGAUCUCUGGCCCCAACUUUAGAUGCUGCUUCAUCCCGUAAAGAGAGAAGAGGAAGCCUGGAAACCUUAUUAAAUGAGUCAAAAGCCACAGAGAAUUUGACUGAAGAUUCUGGGUCCUUCUUCCGUCGUUAUGGAGGUUCAAAAAGAGGCGUGUUUCUGCGCUGGGCUCAAGACCGCACCUGCGGGUAUAAGCAUGUGGUUAUCACAAACUUCAGCACCUCCUGGGUAGACGGCAUGGCUCUGUGUGCCCUCCUGCACUCCUACCUCCCGCAGAGUAUCCCAUAUUCACAGCUGCGCCCUCUGGAGAAGAGGAAGAACCUCCAAUUGGCUUUCCAGGUGGCCGAGAGUGCGGGGAUCCCCUCCUUGCUGACCACAGACCACAUGCUUCAGACCCAAGGUCCAGACUGGCAGAAAGUUCUUCUGUACGUUGAGUCCAUUUACCAGAAAUUUGAGGCAUGAAUUUCUUGGGACAACCUCUUCUCAGUGUCAGGUACUGCUGUGGUUGGCAGAGGCCAUCAUCCCGUUAAAUGGAUUCUGCUAGGGUACGUCAUGUCUUCUGAAGCCACCGGCUCCAGCUAUCUCCUCCCAUGGAGUGUACUGAUGAGUACUGCAGUUACAGCUGGACUGAUGCCUACUAUGGAGUUGCUCCUUUGAGGGCUGCAGUGUGGAAUAAAACUCAUCCA
Molecule: messenger RNA, 1916 nt
Organism: Bufo bufo (common toad)
Lineage: Eukaryota; Metazoa; Chordata; Amphibia; Anura; Bufonidae
Product: cytospin-A-like
Exons: 14
Coding region: 340-1692 (450 amino acids)
Molecular function (GO): protein binding
Source: RefSeq, a predicted model, not a curated record